This is a messenger RNA of Hypoxylon fragiforme, 865 nucleotides long. RefSeq lists its product as uncharacterized. Gene Ontology annotation, cellular component: mitochondrial outer membrane. NCBI's taxonomy places the organism in Eukaryota, Fungi, Ascomycota, Sordariomycetes, Xylariales, Hypoxylaceae. The record is from RefSeq and is a predicted model, not a curated record. The transcript has 2 exons. Gene Ontology annotation, biological process: protein insertion into mitochondrial outer membrane; mitochondrial outer membrane translocase complex assembly. Bases 471 to 806 code for a protein of 111 amino acids.
ACCAAUAAAACAUUCAGCAUGCGAGCAUUGAUGCUAGUAACCUUGAAGCUUAUCGAUACAUGCUACUUACCUAACAUACUACCUAGUACUGUGCACCUAGCUUGCGACAACCUUCAUGAUCCUACUUACAAACGAAUAGAACAACAUCAAUUCUAACGCUGCCAGCGGUAUAUCUGCAUACCUACCUUAGUAAAUAAUAGCUAAUAGGUACCUAUCAUUACAAUAUUCGACCGCACUUGCGACAUCCAAUACUAGACUCUACCAUCGGCAACGAGCUUGAAUCAAUCCUACUGGAAGGUUGACCACAAGCUGGUGGAACCCCAAUGCAUCGGAUCUGCCAGCAGUAGCGCCGAGUUCGCUGCCUUUUCCUUAUUCCCCCUUUUCCCCAGAGCUACCAACUUUCCCGAGCGUCCUCGAUAUUUCGGGGGAAAAAGCUUCCUUCCUUCCUCCACCAGACCCCGCCAUUCGUCAUGUCGCUCUCCGACUCGUUCUCCAUGCCGGACGCCCCCGGCUCCGACAACGACGACGACAUCGACUCCCUCCCCUCCACCUCCACCCAGAGCUUCCUCUCCGACGACGAAGACGACGACUUCGACGCCCAGAAGGAGUGGGAGCAGAGCUUGGAGCAGCUGCAGCUGCUCCUGACCAUGAUAUUAGUGCCCUUCGCCGGCAAAUAUCUAGGACGCAAAUUUGCAUAUUGGAGUUGGGCAAGAUACAUGGAAUGGAUGCAUAACGUCGAUAUCAAGUGGACGAACAAGACUUCAUUCAAAGUCGCGGGCGCCGCGCAAGCAGCAGUGACGCUCUGAAGUGGGGUGGGCGCAACAUGUUUCUUGGCCUCCGAUCUAGGCGCUUUGGACAGAAGUAA